Molecule: messenger RNA, 2218 nt
Organism: Medicago truncatula (barrel medic)
Lineage: Eukaryota; Viridiplantae; Streptophyta; Magnoliopsida; Fabales; Fabaceae
Product: chloroplast sensor kinase, chloroplastic
Exons: 9
Coding region: 75-1880 (601 amino acids)
Source: RefSeq, a predicted model, not a curated record
GUGGUUAUUUUUUUUCAUUAUUCUUUUCCUUCCUUCUCCCGUUAACGUAACUAACUCAGUUACUAGUUUAUUGUAUGAAUGAAUGCUGCAACCAAAUGUUUCUACUCUCUUCAAUCAACACUCUCCCAAUUACCUUCAAAUCUCAACGAUGCCGCAACCCUUCUUGUUUCCUUCAAACCAUCAACGCUAACCCUAACUCCGAUUCCGAUGACGAUCACCGGAACAAUUCCACCACCCUCACUCUAUCCUCCACCCGCGCACUCGCCUCCGCCAUUCGAAAAGUCUCCACCUCACCCGUCGAGUUCACUCAGCGACUCGAAAAACAUCCUAGAAACGGACUCGUUCUUCCUAGUCCCGAUUUCCAUAGACUCUGCCUCCAACAACUUCAACUCUUUCGAAGAAUUGUUCCCGAAUCGUUCUUAUCGGUGUAUGUUAGACCUGCAGGUAGUUAUGUGAUGGAUCAACUGGAGCUGCGGAGGGUUGCAGUGUACCCUGGAGGAGAUGCUGAGUCAGAGGAAGAAGGCAUUGCCAUUCUCGUCAGUCAUUUUAAUGUUCCCGCUGGCUUGCGAUCCGCCGAGACAGCGCUUUCCGAAUUGCAAGUUAAGGUUGUACCUGAAUGUAAAGCUGUAGUUCUUCCCAUGGUUAAACAUCCCUUUGUUGUUGGCUUCUUGGUUGCUGAGCUUCCAUUGGUGGAGCUCGAAACUUGUGUGAAGGGUCAAAGUGAUGGGUUGAAUAACCAUGUAUCUGGGAAGGAAGAUUAUUCACUUCCUCCUUUUUUGGAUUUGGAUAAGAAGUCAUGGGAAAUUCAGACUCUUCGGAUGAAGGAUGAGCCAGUUGGUAUGUGCAACUUCACUGCCGAUCAAAGAUCAAAUGCUGUCGACAUUUCACAGUCUCUAGCUAUGGCAUAUGUUAUGGAUCAGAAAGCAAUGUUACUUCAGCAAUCAACAUGGCAAAAUAAUAUCAGGAUGAAUAAUCUGGUUGAGCAAAUCCGUGGUCCACUUUCAAGCAUUCAAACCUUGGGUAAAAUCCUGUCCACACAAACAAAGAAAAGUGAGAUUUCAUAUGACAUUGUUGAGGAUAUCUUGGCGCUAGGUGAUCGUCUGAGUGAUGUUCUCCAACAACUCCAGGAUGCUGUAUACUUGACAAAGGGUAAUAUUCUGCGCUACAAUGAAGAAUCAAUCAAGAAAAUGAAUGGUUCUAAUCACAUAUUUUCUGAGUCAGUAAAAUCUCAAUUGUUAGAUGGUUCUCCAAGGGAUGGCUCUGUUAAUAAGAUGCAUAAAUCUAGCGAGCCACUUUCUCUUGGUGCUGCUGCCCAGGAUAUAGAGAUGCCCCUUCCACCUUUAGCUCUCGCUCCACUACGACAUGGAAUCAGAUCGUGCAAUGUUUCUGAAGUAUUGGCGGACUUGGUUGAUACAAUCAAACCUCUUGCUCAGAAUCAAAAACGUGUAAUAGAACAUAGUCGGCUCUCAUCACCUUUGCUAGUUUCUGUAGAAGAACCUGCUCUGCGCCAGGCUUUCAGCAACCUUAUUGAAGGUGCUUUACUCCGAACACAUGUUGGAGGAAAGGUUACAAUUGUGUCUACUUCUGCACCAGCUGGUGGCACCCUCGUACUUAUUGAUGAUGAUGGACCUGAUAUGCACUAUAUGACGCAGAUGCAUUCACUCACACCAUACGGACAAGAACUCUUGGCUGAAGAUAUGGUUGAAGACAAUAUGACGUGGAACUUUGUUGCUGGGCUCACUAUUGCCCGGGAGAUACUGGAGAGUUAUGGCUGUGUCGUGCGCAUUAUAUCACCCCGGACCAAAGAUGCUCCACUUGGAGCUGGGGGAACUCGUCUUGAACUUUGGCUUCCAAUGGCAGUUGCUAAAUCUGAUAUAUAGAAUGAAUUUGAAGUUACGGAAGAUAAAUUGACACAUUCACAAACAGUUCCGCCUCACAGCACCUGAGAGUUGAGAAACCGUCUAGAAUAAGAUUGUAUGGUAAAUAUUACUAGUUCGUUCUUUAUCAUUGCAAAAGAUAUGUAUCCAGUCUGUAUAUUAUCCUGUAAAGUUUCAUUUGUUGCAUAGUCUAUUUUAUGGUUAUGUGGAUAAUAUCAUGUAAGCAAUGUAUUACAUCAUAUAGAAAGGCGUGUGGUUUAAGAGAGUCUGUCAAAAGCCUCAACAUGUAAAAUCGUUUGUGUCCCCAUCCAAUUUAAAAAAACUUGUUUUCAGUAUCAGAA